This is a messenger RNA of Ectocarpus sp. CCAP 1310/34, 1303 nucleotides long. Lineage: Eukaryota; Phaeophyceae; Ectocarpales; Ectocarpaceae. The record is from the annotation of a GenBank genome assembly.
UUGGACAAAAUCGGGACGUCCCUGGGGUACAAUGUGCAAAAUCGGGACGCCUUCUGAACGUGCCGCGGUCGUGACGACGCACACACCCAAUACCGCACGAAAUCGCGCCACAGCGCCUCCACCCGCCGCGCACAAGGCGCGCCGACGCUCUCCAACCCUUUUUUUCCUGCUCAACAACCUAAAACAGUGUAGACGCAGCCGCGUACAAAACCCUCUCCGCAGACCACCCGAUUUUGUCCUAAAACCUGCAGGGUCGACCCCUACCCCGAGAAAAACAUUAUCUCCGACCCUAUUUUGUCCAUCUGACCACCCCUUUUUGUUCACCACAGCCGGUUCGUGGGGAGUUUGAACGCGGCCAUCUCCCCGCAGCACCACCAGCCGAUACCCGCAAAAGAGCCAGCAGCAAAAACACUCCGCAGCAGGCAAAAAAACACCGACCGACAACAACUUGCCGCCCGCCGGCAAGCCACCACAACUGAAAUCGACCGCCGAAAGAAAGAUCCGAACAGUCGCUCUGCAGCGAACGGACGUUCGCGGAAAACUUCCUCCGCUCUGCCCUCUCGCCUCUCGCCACUUCUCUCUCUCCCUCUCCCGCCUUCUUCACAAGCGAGGGCGACGGCAUUAUUGGUGCAAGUAAACAUGUCGGCGGCGGCGGCGGCGCUGGUGCCACCGCCGAGCAGCACACCGCAGCCUCUGUACGCGCCGCGUCCUAAGAUUGGGGACUGCUUUUCGAGCAGCGUCGAACUCCGGGUAGCGUCAGAACGCGCGAUGUUGCGAGACAAUCGCACGAUGAUUGCCGACGCUCGUGGCGGCGGCGGCCACGCGAAGCUGUACCGCUGCUCCGGGGCUAUCAUCGAGAAGGGCUCGAAGACCACAGGAGGAUGCCAGGCUCAUGUCAAAGCCAACAAGCGCGCGGACAAGCACUUCUACGUCACCAGCGUUUGCUACGAUCACCAAAACUGCGCGGGAGGCACGAAGAAACCGAGCGUCAGGGCCAUGGCUGCGGAAGGCGCGGUGGUCGUCCGCGGCAACCCCAAGGUCUCUGCUCCUGCGCUCGCGAAGACGCUGAAGGGCGCCCACGGGGUGGACAUGGCGACGUGGGCAGCGGGCCGUGUCAAGCGCGGCGUGACCAACGGUCAGGAGGACACGAAGAAGGAGGGAAUCCAGCGGCUCGCCAGCUUCUUGGACCUGAUUGCGACCGACAGCCCAGGGACGAUCACAGACUGCAAGGUGGGUGUUGGUGUGUAGAUGGCGCUGCUUCGGUGUAGACCCUUGUGCACCGUGCUCUUUUUGUUUUGUGGCG